AUGUCCAGUGGUUGUCGGCCUAGUGCCGAGCCCAUCGCCGUUGUGGGCAGCGCUUGUCGGUUUCCCGGCGGCGCGAUAUCUCCGGCUAAGCUUUGGGAGCUACUCAAGGAUCCCCGGGAUGUCCUCACAGAGAUACCUAAGAGUCGCUUUAACUCCAAGGCUUUCUAUCAUCCGGAUAGUAGCCAUCAUGGCACAACAAACGUUCGUCAUUCUUACCUAUUGUCCGAGGACCAUCGCUUGUUCGACGCCCAAUUCUUCGGGACUAAGCCAAUUGAAGCGAAUUCAAUUGACCCUCAGCAACGACUGCUGCUGGAGACUGUGUAUGAAUCCUUAGAAUCGGCGGGCAUUCCUAUGGAACAGUUGCAGGGUUCAAAUACUGGCGUUUAUGUUGGGUUGAUGACGAAUGACUACGCGGAUCUGCUGGGGAGGGAUAUCCAGAGUUUGCCAACAUACUUCGCGUCCGGAACUGCACGAAGUAUUCUCUCCAAUCGCGUGUCCUAUUUCUUUGACUGGCAUGGUCCAUCCAUGACCAUUGACACGGCUUGUUCGUCCAGUCUUAUUGCGCUUCACCAGGCUGUCCUCAGCCUCCGGAAUGGUGAAAGUAGCAUGGCAGUGGCAGCAGGAACAAAUCUUCUCCUUGGCCCCGAGCAGUACGUGGCCGAGAGCAAGCUUAAGAUGCUCUCACCUACAGGUCGCUCUCGAAUGUGGGACACAGAUGCGGAUGGGUAUGCCCGAGGCGACGGGAUAGCUGCCGUCGUGCUCAAACCGUUGAGCGCCGCGCUGGCCGCCGGCGAUCACGUCGAAUGCAUUGUUCGUGAAACUGGUAUUAAUCAAGAUGGACGGACGAAGGGGAUCACCAUGCCCAACCCUAUCGCACAAGCAGAUCUCAUUCAUGAGACCUACGCGAAAGCUGGACUUGACUUGUCAAACCCUAGUGAUCGGCCUCAAUACUUUGAGGCCCAUGGAACCGGAACACCUGCGGGAGACCCAGUUGAAGCGGAAGCCAUUUGUACUGCUUUCUAUGGCCCCAAAGCGAACUACUAUCGCGCAGCUGACGAUGAACCACCUUUGUACGUUGGCUCAGUCAAGACCGUCAUUGGGCACACUGAAGGUACAGCUGGGCUGGCUGCUGUCCUGAAGGCAUCCUUGGCAUUGCAGCAUGCAGUCAUUCCACCAAAUCUUCUACUCAACGAAAUCAACCCCGCGGUGCGACCAUUUUACAAUGAUCUUCAGAUUGCAUCCACUGCAAUGGAAUGGCCAAGACUGCCAACAGAGACACCCCGUCGGGCCAGUGUGAAUAGUUUUGGCUUUGGUGGGUCCAAUGCCCAUGCAAUCCUGGAAUCUUUCGACCCCAAAUCUACGGAACAUGGCACGAGUGACUCUUCGACUGCCCUUCUUACGCCAUUCAACUUCUCUGCAAACUCAGAAAGAUCCCUUCUUGCCACUCUUGGAUCGUACUCCACGUAUUUGAAAGAUAACCCACAUUUGAACCUCCACGAUCUAUCAUGGACGUUAAAUUGCCGCCGGUCUACAUUGCCCUUCAGACUAUCUGUAUGCGCUUCGAAUGCUACGGAACUGGUGACGAAGCUGGAUAAUGCUGUGAUGUCGCCGUCGGAGAUCUUACCCACCAGCCAGACGUCCAACAUCAAGCAGCCGAAGUUGCUCGGCAUAUUUACUGGACAAGGUGCUCAAUGGGCUCGAAUGGGAGCAGAGCUGCUGCUUGGCUCACCAUUGGCCGCAGAAUCUAUUGCUAAUCUUGAUUUGGCGCUUCGAACGCUUCCUGAAGAAGACCGUCCUGCUUGGUCGCUCAAAGAUGAGAUACUCAAGGAUGCACAAUCCUCUCGUAUUGGAGAGGCUUUGUUCUCACAGUCUCUCAGCACUGCCGUCCAGAUCAUGCUGGUCCAUCUCCUGCGUUCGGCCGGGAUUGAAUUUGCCGCUGUAGUGGGUCACUCAUCAGGAGAGAUUGCUGCAGCGUACGCAGCUGGCUAUAUCUCUGCGGAUGAUGCCAUCAGGAUUGCAUACUACCGUGGAUGGUCUUUACAGAACCCCCACAACUAUAACGGAAUUAAGGGGGCCAUGAUGGCGGUGGGCACCUCGUUUGAAGACGCACAAGAACUUUGUGAGAUGCCGUCAUUGGAAGGCCGUAUUUGUGUUGCCGCCAGUAAUUCCUCUGCUAGUGUCACGCUUUCCGGUGACGCUGAUGCUAUUGACGAAGCCAAAGACACUUUCCUAGACGAAAAGAAGUUCGCUCGCUUGCUGAAGGUCGAUAAGGCAUAUCACUCUCACCAUAUGCUUUCAUGCGCUGCCCCCUACAUCGCUGCCCUGCAGAGAUGUAGCAUCAACAUCAAGCCUCGGUCUGGCGCUCGAGCUGUGUGGAUCUCGAGUGUGUACAGCAAAGACAUUGAACACGUGCACGACAGCCUCAAUGACACCUAUUGGAGCAACAACAUGGUCAAUCCAGUUAUGUUCUCCCAGGCUGUUGCCUAUGCUGUUGGCGCACUCGGUCCAUUUGACAUGGCACUAGAGAUUGGACCCCACCCUGCCUUGAAGGGACCUACCUUACAAACUAUACAAGAAAUUUCCGGAAAUGCCGUACCAUACUCAGGCACUCUGACUCGUGGCAAAAAGGACAAGCAGUCGUUUGCAUCCGCGCUUGGCGCUAUGUGGGCUUCCCUUGGUGUGCAUGCUGUGGAUUUUUCAGCCUUUGAGCGCAGGACGGCGGGAUCCUGCCCGCAGCCAACGCUGAUCAAAGGACUACCGUCCUAUUCUUGGGACCACGAUCGUGUCUAUUGGCAUGAGUCUCGAAUAUCUACCACCCUCCGAACUGGAAAUGACGAAUUCCAUCCGCUCCUGGGUAUCAAAUGCCCGGAUAGCACCGACAAAGAGCUCCGGUGGCGCAACUAUCUUCACCCACGUGAGAUCCCUUGGCUCUCGCAUCACCAGGUACAGGGCCAAAUUGUCUUCCCCGCGGCUGGGUAUAUUUCUGCUGCAACAGAACUGCUAGUUCAAAAAUUUGAAUUGGAAUCCAUUCAACUCAUUGACUUUGAGAAUGUCAUUAUUGGGCAGGCUUUGGUCCUCGAGGAAAAUUCUGGCGUCGAGGUUAUCUUCACUCUGACGAUUCUGGAAAGCGGAAAGGACGUCGUGACAGCUUCAUAUAGCUGUUACUCCGAUGCCAAGAAGGGAACUUCAUCCAUGUCUCUGCAUGCAUCUGCCCACAUUCGGAUUCUUCUUGGAGACUGUGACCAAGCUGCUCUUCCGGCACGUACCAGCAGCCAAGUCCCCUUCCUGCGCGUUGAGGAGGCCCGAUUCUAUAGCUCCGUGUCAGAGCUUGGCUUUGGUUACACUGGCCCUUUCCGUGCUCUCACUGGGUUGAGCCGAAAGAUGGAUGAAGCCACCGGUAUGAUUACUGUGCCCGCCGAAGAUGAGACAGGUAAAUCAUUGGUCAUGCAUCCGGCCUCCCUGGAUGGUGCCAUACAGUCAAUUAUGCUCGCAUAUUGUUUCCCUGGGGAUGGACGCUUGCGCACGCUCUACCUCCCCACAAGGAUUGACCGGAUUCGCAUCAACCCCUGUAGUUGUGUGGGGUUGUCUGGUCCCGGCAUGUUUCUUCCAUUUCAUGCUUCGGCGGCAGAUGUCAGAUUUGCAGAGGUCUCUGGUGAUGUUGAUAUCUACUCCUCCGACGGUAGAUUCACCGUGGUUCAACUUCAAGGUCUUCGUACCACGCCGCUGACUCCACUCUCCCCCGACAAGGAUGUUCCACUAUUCACGGAGAUGACUUGGGCCUUGGAGGUCCCAACGGGACGUGAGAGAGAUUCCGAAAUGGACUGGCUCACAGAGGACUGCACCCCUGCCUUACAGCUGGAGCGAAUUGCUCACUUUUAUCUCAAGAAUCUUCAUCAUUCGAUCCUGGAGCCCGUACGGUCACAGGUAAUGGGGCAUCAUUCUCACUUACUUACAUAUGCCGCCCAUUGCGUUGCGCUUGUCGAGUCUGGAGAUCACCCAUUUGCCGGACAGGAAUGGGCAAACGACACAAGAGAGACUAUCUCGCAUACACUCGAUAGAUUUGCGAACAGCAUUGAUGGCAAGGCCAUGCGUCUAGUUGGAGAGAGCCUCCCAUCUGUCGUUCAGGGCGAAGCCAAUAUCCUUGACAUUUUGAUGCAGGAUAAUACGUUGGCUCAAUUCCAUGCCGGGACUCUUGGAAUGCGAUCGUACCUGAACGAAGUGGCCCGGAUCGCUAGCCAAAUCAGCCACAGGUACCCUCAUAUCAACAUUCUGGAAAUUGGGGCCGGUUCUGGCGAGACAACCGAGUCUGUCCUUCGUGAGGUCGACACAGCGUUUGCUUCUUACACCUACACCGACUUCUUGAGUACUUGGUUUGAUAGUGCGCAAGAUAAAUUUCAACCAUACCAGGCCAAAAUGGCAUUCAAAGUCCUGGAUAUUGAGAAGGAUGUCAGCGAACAGGGUUACGGAGAAGAGUCGUAUGAUCUAGUUAUCGCGACUCUUGCUCUAUAUGCUACGAAGAAUCUCGGGCACACACUCUCGAACAUCCGCCGCUUAUUGAAGCCAGGUGGAUAUCUGCUCAUUUUGGAACUAACAGAUCCCAACGUGAUGCGUUUUGGGGUUGUCCUCGCGGGCCUUCCAGGGUGGUGGUUAGGUCAUCAAGAGGGGCGAACGUUGUCACCGAGCAUAUCGCAAGAGGAAUGGGAUGACUUGAUGAGAGCGGCCGGCUUUUCUGGUAUUGAUGUUUCCGUCCCUCAUAACACUGAACGACUGCUUCCGUUUUCGAUUAUGGUAUCUCAGGCAACUGAUCAUCGCAUGAGCCUUUUGCGGGAUCCUCUUGCCACAAGCCACCAAGCGCUGGAUGUCGAGUCAUUGACCCUCAUUGGUGGAAAGACAGCGCUCACUACUACCAUGGUGAAACAUAUCAAGAAUGUCGUUGGUCGACAUUAUAAAUCCAUCAGAAGCUAUGCGGGACUUGCAGAGAUCGGUAUCGAGGAACUUCCGUUCAUGGGAACGGUUCUCAGCUUAGCCGAGCUGGACGCGCCUGCGUUCAUAUCAAUGACCCCGGAAAGCUUGAAGGCUUUCCAAGAGCUUUUCCGGCAGAGCAAGAAUGUUCUGUGGGUGGGACAUGGCGCUCGAGGAGAAAAUCCGGUUGGCAACAUGUUCACUGGUAUCCAACGGACCAUCGCUAAGGAAAUGCAUCACUUGCGCAUUCAGUUCCUCAAUUUCUCUUCGCCCACGGAAGCUGAUGCAGAUCUGAUUGGAGAAAGGCUCCUUCAGCUUGUCGCCGCUGACGUCUGGGAACAGAGCAACCAGUUGGAGGGAAUCCUUUGGUAUACCGAACGGGAGAUAUCGGUGAGAAAUGGAAAGGCUUUCAUUCCCCGACUUCGAUUGCAAACCCAAAGGAAUGACAGAUAUAACUCCUCCAAACGGCUCAUUGUCGAUACGGUUGAUCGUAACAACGCUACGGUGGCCAUUUCGCGGGCUGGGAAUUACCAGGUUACGGAGACGGACACGCUGAAAUUACCACUUUUCGAUGGUCAGACUGAGAUUCAGAUAACUCACAGCCUCCUUCGCUCCCUGAUGAUCACUGAAUCAGACCAGUUGUUCCUGGUUGCUGGGAAAACCCCCAAGGGCAAUGGCUACGUGGUGGCUCUCGCCGAGAAUUUGACUUCUCUUGUCCAUGUGCCACCAUCAUGGACUGUGACGUGUGGAGAAUCAGAGGACCAAGCCAUUCAAUCAUUGAUCAGUCUCUACAUUCAUUUCCUAGCCCAGUCAAUGGUCAAGAAAGUUCUUCCAGGAAAGGCAUUGGCUGUGUUGGACCCAGACUAUUCCAUCGCUGCCGUUUUGACAGACUAUGCCCAUCAAAGGGGGGUGCAACUUGUUCUUUUCACCACAAAAGAUAGUUCUUGCUCCUCGCCGUGGACUCAUAUUCAUCGACAUACAACACGUCGCGAAAUAUCAAACAAGAUUCCACCCAAUGUAACUCGGCUAGUGAAUGUCGGCGGAGACAGUGAUGUUGCAUGUUUGCUGAAAGAGCUUUUGCCAGCUGACUGCCUCUUAGAGAGCGAACUAGAUCUGACAAGGGAGGGCUCCCAAACAUCCCCCCACCUGGCUGUGAAUCAAAUAUCCUCACAACUGCAGACUACCUGGACAACAGCAAGCAGUGGUCAUACCCCAGUCAAUCUACAUAGACUUCCCCAGUUAAGCCUUCGCGAUCUGAUUGAAAGUCAGCAACAAUCACUUCCACAGUCAGUCAUUACCUGGGAUCACUUGAAGCUACCAGUACAGGUGAUCCCAGCCAGCAAGCGGGUCAAGUUCGCCAAGAACAAAACAUACUGGCUCGUCGGACUGACACGAGGCCUUGGUCUCUCACUAUGCCAGUGGAUGGCACGACAAGGGGCCAAGUACAUUGCACUGUCUAGUCGAAACCCCAAGGUAGAUGAGCAGUGGAUACAAAAAAUGGCCUGCAAUGGAUGCAUUGUGCGUGUUUUUGCGACUGAUAUUACGAAUCGUGUUUCUGUUCACAACACUCACCGCCAUAUUCUUGACGCAAUGCCUCCAAUUGGUGGUGUGGCACAGGGAGCAAUGGUUCUGCAAGAUACCAUGUUUCUUGACCUUGAUCUCGCCCGGUUCAACACUGUCCUUCAACCGAAGGUAAAGGGCAGUCUCUUGCUUGACGAGCUUUUCUCAGACAACUCGCUGGACUUUAUGAUUUUCUUUUCAUCCAUGGCUGCUUUGACUGGUAAUCCAGGUCAGACCGCGUACAACGCUGCUAAUAUGUUCAUGGCCAGCUUAGCGGCUCAACGCCAAAAACGUGGCUUAGCGGGCCAUGCCAUCAAUAUCGGGCCCAUCGUGGGUAAUGGGUACGUAACCAGAGAACUCAAUAUGAGCCAGCAGUCGUAUUUAUACAAAGUCGGCCAUUCAUGGAUGUCAGAGCAAGACUUCCAUGAGAUCUUUGCGGAGGGAGUCCUCUCCUGCUUGCAAAGGACCAAUACUGCCGAUAUUUGCAGUGGUCUCCGGAUCGACGAUGAUGAUUCCAAGGACUGGAUAGCCAACCCCAUAUUCCAACACCUCGUCUUCAAAUCCAAUACCUUGAUCGAGGGCGACAAAAAGAACAAAACGAGCGUUGUGGCCAAAGCUCGGCUGUUGGAGACUACCUCAAACCUUGAAGUGAUGGCUGUUUUACAGGAUGCUUUCACGCUUAAAUUGCAAUCCGCCCUUCAACUCGAUCCGAACAAAUCUCUACUUGAUAUGAGUCCAGAUGAGCUCGGCGUUGAUUCUCUGAAUGCAGUCGACUUCCGCUCUUACUUCCUCAAAGAGCUUGGUGUAGACAUACCUGUGUUGAAAAUCGUCAAUGCGGUAUCCAUCCGGGAUCUGCUUGUCUUCGUCGCAAGCUCUCUCCCAGAAUCUUUGAUCCCGAACCUGAAAGACAACGACAAUUCCGAUACAAGAUCGCAAAUUUCUCGGCCACCCAGCCCGCCGACACCUAUCAGCCCUUCAUCAACCCUUGAGAUAUCGCCAAGCGAUCCUGUCUCACUAGACAAAGAUGAACCCGAAGCAUUUCAUCUGGACUAUCUCCAAUCUUUGAAUCUAGGAAGCAGCAAGUCCUCGGGCUCAUUAAAUGUCGGCGAUUCCAGCUCUGACCCGAAUGAAGACAAAGUUUCUUUGAGCUCUCUCGAUAAUGAUUCAGAGGUGAUCGAAAGGCGCGACGUUCACAGAACUGUUCCAAUGUCCUUUGGGCAAUCGCGCUUUUGGUUCCUCAGGUCAUUCGUUCAAGACCAUACUGCAUUCAAUGUCACUCCCACCUUCGAACUAACAGGUAAACUAAAUGUCGAGAAGUUUGCGCGUGCAGUCGACAUUGUUGGUCAACGGCAUGAGGCGCUGAGAAGUUUCUUCUUUACGGAUGAAAGCAAGCGGCAUAUGCAAGGAGUCUGGGCGACCUCGCCUCUACGCCUGGAGCACGACCAUGUUACAGACAAAAGCGAAGUUGACUUGGCCUUGCACCGAAUGAAAAUACAUAUCUUCAAUAUUGCCGAGGGAGAAGUCAUCCGCAUACAGCUACUUUCUUUAGCCCCUAACCAUCACUGGUUGAUCUUUGGCUUUCAUCAUAUCAACAUGGACGGGGUUAGCUUUGAAACCAUCUGGUCAGAACUUGAGCAGGCUUAUAAAGGUACACUCACUCCGCUUGAUUCGCUUCAAUUUCCAGACUUCGCUACAAGACAACUGCGCCAAUUUGAAGAAGGCGCCUGGGCAGAUGAUCUCGAAUACUGGAGGGAAACGUUUGCGGUCCUUCCGCCGCCAAUUCCAUUGCUUCAUUUCUCUCUUCAACCAGCUCGCCCGAACGUUUCCGGCUAUGCCACUCAUGGUGCUCAAAUCCGCCUUGACGCUGGAUUAUCAGAUGAGAUUGACAAAUGUUGUCGGAUGUUCAAAGUUAGCACAUUUCAUUUCCAUCUUGCGGUUUGGCAAAUCCUUCUCCACCGCCAUUUGAAUGUCGGGGAUAUUUGUGUUGGUCUUGCCGACAGCAAUCGCACGGAUGCCGAUAUCCUGCAAAGUGUUGGAAUGUUCCUCAAUCUCCUUCCAAUAAAAUUCUCCCUGGACGCCUCUCAAUCCUUCGGCGAAGCACUGAAGGUCACACGGCGCGCUGCACAAGAAGCUCUCGCACAUUCCCGCGUUCCUUUUGAUGUCAUUCUAUCCGACCUUAAUGUUCCCCGUUCGGCAUCAUACAGCCCUCUGUUCCAAGCAUUUUUCAAUUAUCGUCCACGAACGGAGGAGUCCCGGGACUUCUGUGGUUGCCAAGCCGAAGGAACGCUCCUGACAGCGGGUGAGACAUCUCACGAUCUUCACCUGGAUGUUGCCCAUUUUGCAAGUGGGCAAACACUUGUUCAUCUCCUCGUCCAGAAGGAUCUAUAUGGUCUGGAACAUGCCGAGAUUCUUCUUCGUAGCUACCAAAAUCUUGUUCGGGCAUUCACCCGAAACCCUGCAACAAAAGUGGCAUGGCCUCCCUUGUUUUUGGAGGCUGAUAUCGACGAAGGACUAUUGGCAGGCCGAGGCCCGGAAUCACCAAGCCUGUGGUCACCCACGUUGGUUCACCGCAUAGAUGAUAUCACAGACCUGUAUCCCGGCCGGAUUGGUGUUAAAGAGCCCGAUGGGGUUCAACUCACGUACUUCCAGCUACAGGAGCGAGUCACUGUGGUCGCAAAUGAGCUUGUCGGCCGAGGAGUUGCUUUCGGGACUCGCGUUGGUGUCUUUCAGUCGGCGAGUGUAAAUUGGAUUUGCUCGCUGCUGGCAGUCUGGCGCGUUGGUGCCACGUAUCUUCCGCUGGACAAGAAAGUCGGCAUGGAUCGAUUAUCGAUGAUGAUCGCUGAAUCGAAGGCUCUUGUCAUUCUCACAGAAUCCACAACUACGGCCGACUUUCCAUUGCUCCACAGCUCGGCACAGCAGCUCAACGUCAGCACCCUUCCUGCAUCGUCCCAAAGCCUAGUCGCAAACCAAGCUACACCAACUCUAACGGCAGCCAUUAUGUACACUAGCGGCUCAACCGGUGUGCCGAAAGGGAUCUCUAUCAGUCAUUCUUCAUACCUGCACCAAAUCCAGUCAUCUAGCCUGGCUUGGGGGUUCCCGUCGGGGAAGGAAACAGUGCUUCACCAGUCAUCCUAUGCAUGGGACAUGUCGAUGUAUCAGAUCCUAGUUUCGCUUUGCAACGGUGCAACGAUAGUGAUCGUCCCGAACACCAGACGAGGUGAUCCGCUCGCCAUCACGGCUCUCAUUGCAUCUGAAAAGGUGACUACAGUAUUUGCAACGCCAACAGAAUAUCUUUCAUGGUUCCGACACGGUCGCUCGUCAUUGCAGGAGUCCAUACUCACAACGGCAAUCUCAGGAGGCGAAGCCAUGACCGAUACCCUUGCCAAAGAGUUUCAAUCGCUGGACAAAUCGGAGCUGAGGCUGUUCAAUGCUUAUGGCCCCGCGGAAAUAACAAUCGCUUCCAGUACGGCAGAGAUUGAUUACACUCAAUUCAAAACGGACACUGUGGACUCUUGCUUCGGCCUCUAUACACUUUCAAACUAUUCAGUCUACAUCGUCGAUGAGAACCUUCAACCAGUUCCACUUGGUUUGCCUGGAGAAGUAUUCAUUGGAGGCGCUGGUGUUGCACAAGGAUAUCUCGAUCCCCGUCUGACAACAAAGAGCUUUUUUCCCGAUCGUUAUGCGAGCUCAUUCUUCAAGAGCGAGGGAUGGACAACAGCUUAUCGGACAGGCGACCGAGGACGGCUUACACAAGACGGACGUUUGGUUCUAUUGGGACGUAUCGAGGGUGACAAUCAAAUAAAACUUGGGGGAAUCCGCAUUAAUAUCGAAGAGAUUGAGUCCACCCUUGUCCGAGGCUCUAAAGGGCGCCUCUCCCAGGCCGUGGUUUCGGUUCGCUCAGAUUCCGGACACGCUAACAGUGAACCAUUCCUCGUUGCCUUUGUUGUUCCCGGCAAUGCCGAGGCCCCUGAGGAUGUGUCUCAAUUCUUGGCGAGUUUUGCAAUCAACUUACCGCUGCCUCCGUAUAUGCGACCGGCCUUGAUGAUUCCGAUCCCCAUUGUGCCUCAAAAUGCCUCUGGAAAAGUUGAUCGAUACGCCAUCAGCAGAAUUCCCAUUCAAAGGCCUAUUCCCCAAAUGGUCUGCGAUGAGGCUCCAGCGCCGAUAGAGCAAUCGCUGCGAAGAUUAUGGCAAGAGGUCAUACCGCAGGACCUUGUCGCGCUCCAUUCAAUCAAUUCACGGUCCGACUUUUUCCAUGUCGGCGGAAGCUCACUUUCCCUAGUCGACCUUCAAGCACUUGUCCAGGAUCGAUUCGGUGUAUCUGUACCAUUGUAUCAGCUCUUUGAGGCAAGCACUCUACAAAGGAUGGCUCAUCGCAUUCAGAACAUAUCACCCGCGCACGUUUCGCAGUCGGUGGACUGGGAUGAAGAACUGGAAAGUCUACUUACUGAGUUACCAAUCUCUCCGAAUAUAGAAUCGACCACCGCGCCUUCUGGGACAGGUGUUGUGAUCCUUACCGGGGCAACGGGCUUCAUUGGCAAAGAGAUCCUUCGUCAGCUUGUGGAGGAUGAUAGGGUCCAGGCUGUCUAUUGUCUUGCUGUCAGGAAGCCUCUGGCCCAGCUGCCCGCCAUUUUUGCCAGUCAGAAGGUUCAUGUCUAUCAUGGAAACUUGGGAUCUCCUCAGCUAGGAUUGUCCGAUGAGGAUGCAGUCUCGAUCUUUGACUCAGCAGAUGUGGUGAUUCAUAAUGGGGCAGAUGUUUCCUUCAUGAAAAGCUAUCAGUCACUCAAACUGACCAAUGUUGCCUCGACGGCGGAGCUUGUCAAACUUACUUUGCCCCGACGUGUUCCUUUCCACUUCAUCUCAUCGGGAAGUGUCACCCGUUUUGCCCUCCAAGAAUCCUUUGAGGAGGCUUCUCUAGCCUCCUAUCCGCCUCCUGGAAUCCCUCGAGACGGUUAUGCAACGGCCAAAUGGGUGAGUGAGGUAUAUCUCGAGCGUGUGAGCCAACAAUUGGGCCUCCCAGUGUGGAUCCACCGCCCGUCGAGCGUGACAGGUGCCGGCGCGCCAGAGCUGGAUCUGAUGAGCAACAUUAUGCGCUACUGUCAAGCGAUCAGAAAGAUUCCGGACUCAAAAUCAUGGACUGGUGUUUUCGAUUUUAUCUCAGUGGAGUCAGCAGCGGCGCAAAUUAUACACGCAGUCCACCUGUCCGGUGCGUCUGUUUCGGAUGGAGGUGGGGUGGAGUUUAUCCAUGAGUCCGGUGAAAUUCAAGUGGGCCAAGACGAAGUGCAGUCAUUGAUGGAACGGGGCUCUGGUCAGCGAUAUGAAGCCGUCCCGGUAAUCGAGUGGGUCGAAGAAGCCGAGAAAGCGGGCAUGAGUGCUCUUCUCGGGAUGUAUUUGCACCAGGCUUCGGAGGGCCAAAUGCUCCUCCCCAGACUGCUUAAGGGCAAUGUGGAAUCUGCGAGAUAA
Penicillium canariense is the source of this 11982-nucleotide messenger RNA. RefSeq names its product Polyketide synthase-nonribosomal peptide synthetase. Bases 1 to 11982 code for a protein of 3993 amino acids. Gene Ontology annotation, molecular function: fatty acid synthase activity; 3-oxoacyl-[acyl-carrier-protein] synthase activity; phosphopantetheine binding. The record is from RefSeq and is a predicted model, not a curated record. The transcript is spliced from 7 exons. NCBI's taxonomy places the organism in Eukaryota, Fungi, Ascomycota, Eurotiomycetes, Eurotiales, Aspergillaceae. Gene Ontology annotation, biological process: secondary metabolite biosynthetic process; fatty acid biosynthetic process.